CUCUUCCCGUCAUAUUUCUAUUCCCCCCUUUUUGCUAGGGUUCAUCCUCUCCAAAAGCAGCCACCACACCUUCCGCCACCAAGGCCAUCAAGACCGCCGGCUCCCUCCUCCUCCCUCCGCCACCAAGACCGCCGGCUCCCUCCUCCUCCUCCCUCCGCCACCAGGGUUUUGAUUCGGGUGGUGAUAAAUUUGGGGAAGAUGAUAUCGGUUUCUUCGCCUUCGGUUGUCCGGAGUUCGUUGGAGGAAAUGCUGGAGUCUCUCCAGCGGAGAGACGAGAUCAAGAAGCCGUCGGACUUGCCUCCGGCGUUGCCUGCACGCCCGGCUUCCAAGGCGCGGUUAGGAAGGCGUCUGCUGCCCGCCGUGUUUGGCAUGUCGUCGGAGGAUGGUAACCGUAAGAUGCAAGAUGUCGGUAAUAGUAGUUUUGGCAGGAGGAAAGUUUUGGAAACAGAGGAAUGUGUUGAGUCACCCUACACCAUGGCAGCUGUGCAUGAACAUCGAUUGGCGGAGAACGGUGGGGCCGGUCUUGCCACUGCCCCUUCCCCUGCAUCGUCGGGUUCGGGAUGGGAUACUAGCAUCGAUUAUUACAUCAAGAAGCAACUUCGAGUGUGGUGUCGGCUCCCGACGGGGCAGUGGGAAUUGGGAAAUAUACAAUCAGCUGUUAACGGAAAAGCAUCUGUUACACUGUUGGACGGAACGGUCAUGACGGUGUCUACAGGAGAGCUGGUACCUGCAAAUUCUGAAAUCCUUGAUGGUGUUGAUAAUCUUGUCGCGCUUGGUUAUGUAAACGAGCCGUCAGUUCUAUGUAAUCUCCAGUAUAGAUAUAACCGCGAUGUAAUUUAUACUAUGGCGGGGCCCGUUCUGUUAGUGAUCAACCCCUUUAAAGAUGGCUUGAUUAUUGGAAGUGACGUUAUCACGGCUUACAAAAAGAAGAUUUUGGAUAGCCCGCACGUAUAUUACGUGGCUGACACUGCCUAUAGUGAUAUGAUGAGAGAUGGUCUAAAUCGGUCUAUUAUUAUCAGUGGGGAAAGUGGAUCGGGAAAGAGUGUAACGGCAAAAUUAGCGAUAGAGUAUUUGGUAGAUGUUGGCAGUGACAAUAGUGAGAUAGCAUGCAGAAUACGUGAAUCGGGAUUUAUACUGGAAGCUUUCGGGAAUGCAAAAACGUCAAGAAACAAAAAUUCUAGCCGAUAUGGAAAAUUAAUUGAUUUUAAUUAUAAUGCAAAGGGUAUGCUUCACGGGGCUUGUAUCCAUACACUUCUUCUUGAAAAGUCGAGGAUAUCGCAACUCAGUCGAAGUGAAAGGUCAUACCAUGUCUUUUAUCAAUUGUGUGCUGGGGCGUCCUCUGAUAUGAGAGAUAAACUCAAUCUAAGAAUGGCGAGCGAGUACAAGUUCCUUAAUCAAAGUGGAUGCUUAAAAAUCCAUGAUGUCGAUGAUGCCCACAAUUUAAAAAAACUGAUGGAAGCCAUGGAUGCCCUUCAAAUUUCUCAUGAAGAUCAAGAGCGUAUAUUCAAAUUACUUGCCGCAAUUUUAUGGCUAGGGAAUAUUUCAUUUGAAGUAACCGACAAUGAAAAUCAUGUCACGGUUGUUGUUGAUGAAGCUAGUCGAAGUGCGGCUAGGUUGAUGGGUUGUAAGAUUAACGACCUCACAGUGGCUCUAUCUACGCGUGAAAAUCAAACGUUGACGCUGCAGCAGGCAAUUGAUACAAGAGACGCGUUGGCAAAGUUUGUUUACACAAGCUUGUUCAGUUGGCUUGUAGAAACGAUUAAUAGAUCACUCAAGGGGGACAAAGAGGUUACCGGAAGGUCUGUAAGCGUUCUUGACAUCUAUGGAUUUGAGUCGUUUCAGAAAAAUAGCUUUGAACAACUGUUAAUAAAUUAUGCUAAUGAGAGGCUUCACCAGCACUUCAUUCGACACCUAUUUAAGCUUGAACAAGAGGAGUAUGAAUCAGAGGGCAUUGACUGGAAAAAGGUCGAGUUUGUAGACAACCAAGGUUGUUUAGAUCUCUUUGAGAAGAAACCCGUGGGACUAUUGUCUACAUUAGACGAAGUCUCAAAUGAUUCCGAAGCCACCAGUUCAACCUUCGUUAACAAGCUCAAACAACGAUUAAGUUCCACUUUAUCGUUUAACGAUGAAAAGGGAGCCUUUAAGGUUCACCAUUAUGCUGGCGAGGUUCAAUACGAGUCAACCGGGCUCUUGGAAAAAAACCGAGACGAAUUAAAUUUGUCGGAUACCAUCCUAUUUCUCUCGUCAUGCUGCAAGACUUUUUUAACCGACGAGUUGAACUUGUCUGAAACGGAUAAACUAACCGUCGCGACAAAAUUCAAGGGCCAGUUGUUCAAACUACUUCAAAGAUUAGAAAAUUCAAAGGCACAUUUCAUCCAUUGCAUGAGACCGAAUGGUAAACAGCUUCAAGGAAUGUUUGAAAAAGAUAUCGUCUUGCAGCAGCUGAGGUGUAACAGGGUUUUGGAGACUCUGAAAAUGUCGAAAUCCCGAUAUGCUACGUGUAUGACGCAUCAAGAAUUUGCCACUAGGUUUGGCUGCCUUCUUUCGGAGAAUACUCGUUGUCAGGAUUCAUUGAGUGCAUCUAUUGCUAUUCUGCAACAAUAUCGUGUUCUUCCAGAAAUGUACCAACUUGGAUUUACAAAAAUAUAUUUUCGAGCGGAUCCGGUUAGUGCAUUGGAGAAACUUAGAGAACAAGGCAUGCACAAGGUGGAAAACCAGUUUCUUGGCGGCAGAGUUGUCUGUGGCUUCCGUGAACUAUCGUCAGGAAUCGUCACAUUGCAAUCAUUCAUUCGGGGUGAAAAUUCAAGGAAGGGCAAUGCUCUAAUAAAAUCUAGUCACGGGCUUACACCAAAAUCACCCGAUAAUUUGACAGCGGUUGUACAUAUACAAGCGGUUACUCGUGGGUGGUUGGCGCGAAGGUAUUUCCAUCAUUUAUGCAGGUGGAAGAAAUCAACCAGGCAAAAGGAUAUUAUGAUACAAGAAAAUAGCUCCUCGGAUGUUGAAGAGCUGCGGAAGCUAGUUAAGAAUGCGGAAGUGUCAAUGAGCGAAAAAGAGCAAGAAAAUACGGCACUAAGGGAGCAAUUGAGACAAUUCGAAGCGCGGUGGUCAGAACAUGAAGGCAAGAUGAAGACGGUUGAGGAAACAUGGCAAAGGCAGAUAACUUCUUUACAAAAGAGUCUGUCGGCAGCCAAGAAGAGUCUUGGUGCAGGCGAACCCGGGGAUGCUGCUUCGGGAACUCAAAAUUCCGAUGGUGGUAGUCUUGUGGAUAACCUAUCCAAGGAGUUGGAACAAAAACAACAGAAUUUUGACGACGAUGCAAAAGCCAUUGUUAUCGAAAGAAAAAUGUCAUAUUCUAAGCAAAUAGAGGAAUUCAGAAAAGUGAAAGAGAGAUUCGAGGCGUGGAAGAAAGAGUACAAGAAUCGGUUAAGGGAGACAAAGGCAAAACUGGCAAAUAGUGAAGGCGGAAAGCAGUCGUGGUGGGGGAAGAUAAGCAAGAGAUACACUCCCGCUUAAGCCAGUAGUUUAGGACCGCGGUUUUGUGUGAUCAUGUGUAGCCACAUUGUGUGAUCACGGUUUUGUUCAAGUCGACCAUCAAGCGUUAAGGAAGUUGACUGGUGGGAUUCCGACGGAGAAUGCGCGGUUUAUCUACUCUUUUAUGAUAUCAGGGUUUACAUAUCUGUAAAUGUUUUAGCAUGUGAGUUUUGAAUUUCUUGGAAUAUAGAACAUGAUGGUGUCAAUGGUGAAAAUUUAUGAAAAAAGCAAACUGUUUUUAGUCAAUGAAGUUUUUGAUAUGUUUAAACUA
Molecule: messenger RNA, 3802 nt
Organism: Helianthus annuus (common sunflower)
Lineage: Eukaryota; Viridiplantae; Streptophyta; Magnoliopsida; Asterales; Asteraceae
Product: myosin-2
Exons: 22
Coding region: 199-3513 (1104 amino acids)
Biological process (GO): actin filament organization; vesicle transport along actin filament
Cellular component (GO): cytoplasm; vesicle; actin cytoskeleton
Molecular function (GO): ATP binding; microfilament motor activity; actin filament binding
Source: RefSeq, a predicted model, not a curated record